Molecule: messenger RNA, 1263 nt
Organism: Endocarpon pusillum Z07020
Lineage: Eukaryota; Fungi; Ascomycota; Eurotiomycetes; Verrucariales; Verrucariaceae
Exons: 2
Coding region: 1-1263 (420 amino acids)
Cellular component (GO): cytoplasm
Source: RefSeq, a predicted model, not a curated record
AUGGCAGACAUAACACCCAAAUCGUACUCGGCCGAUUCUACACUCUACCUCUAUACCUCACUUACGGCUGGCUCUUCGCAUAUUAUCACCGCCACCUCACGUCUCGAAACGAUAUUGAAGGCCAACAAGAUUCCUUUCAGAGCUCUUGAUGUGGCCACAGACGAGAAAGCUCGGAUGCUUUGGGGAAGACGAUCCAAGGGCAAGAAGCUACCCGGAUUAGUCAAAUAUGGCAGCAUAGUUGGGGAUCUCGAAGAAAUUGAGGAAUGGAACGAGUACGGCGAGCUGAGACAACAGAUAGGGAGCACGCCUGUAGCAGCUCCUACGCCAACCGCAUCGGCUACGAAUACACCUUCUAAAGCUUCCGCUUCACCUAUACCAGUCUCUGAGUUGGCCUUGAAAACGCCCUCAGAUAUGCCCAGCCCAUCACCACUUAGCAAAGAAACCAGUGAACAGUUCGAUUCGUCGCCAAUGAGUGCUUCAAGGAAAGGAGAAACGCCACUGACCAUGGCAAUGCGACAAGCGGGAGCAGAGGCAGCCAAAAGGGCAGGAGAGAAGAAAGGAUCGAAGUCCACGGCACCAAUUUCAGCGAGGGACCUGGAGGCCACAGAAAUGCCAAUGCCUGCAAUUGAGACCAAGAUGGCUAGAUCUGUGGAGGAGCCGGGUAUUUCAGCCAACACAGCUGCAGCAAAGAUUCCAGAAAAGCUUGCCGAGGAGGGUGCAAAGCGGACAAGCGUGGAUAAGAUUGCUGAGGAAGACGCGAAGCGGACUAACACAGAUCAAGUCACAAAUAGCGACGGGAAAAAUGAGCAGAAGGAUGUCGAUCUGUCAAAAGAAGCUACGAUGACAGACGCCAGCCGUGCUGGCAGUAUGCCGAAGGUGAAAUCACCGUUGUCAGAGGAAACUGCAGCAACGUCGAGCACGAACCUUGAUGCUGCAGGUUUGGGACCAGGUCCAAGGACUCAUCGAGGGUCGAGUGUAUCACUAGCCCCUAAAGAGCAGAUUGAGGAAAUCGAGAAACGGAAUACAAUCCUGGAGGAGACCGGCGACACAGAUGAAUCACGUACUAAGGUUGCUGCACAAGAUAGGGAAACAUCAUUCACAUCGAUGGCUGGUGAGGGCAAACGACUUGAGCAGUCUGCCUCUGCUACGGUGGCAGACUUAAAAUCAACAGAUGAAGGAGAAGCUGCUGCCAUGAGAGGCAUUCAACCUCAGGAGCAAGACGCCAAAGAUCCUGAGGGAGCUGGUGCUAGUGUUGGGGAUUGA